ACCACGCCUCCAUCUCUCUCUCUGUUACUCACUGCGCAAUGAAGUCCUUUUUGUUCGUGGCGCUCAUCGUUCUUGCAGCUGUGCUGCAGAUAUCAAAUGGUUUCGUAGUGGCUCCAUCGUCAUCGCUCAAUGUGCGACGGCAGUCACACUCUGGUAUGCAGAUGCUCUUCGGCGGCGGAGGUGCCAAGAAAAAGGCUGCUGGAGGGAUCGUGGUGAAGGUGCAACAGAAGACAGGGUUCAAGGAAACGGAGCUCACGCUGGCGGGCAAGACGAACCUGAGGAAGGCUUUGAUGGACAACAAAAUUGACAUCUACCCGCUGCAGGGGAAGAUCUACAACUGUGGAGGUGGUGGCUCGUGUGGCACGUGCGCCGUAAACGUGAAAGCUGGCGCGCAAAAUUGCAGUCCGAAGGGACCCGGCGAGAAGAAACUUCUCGACAAGAACAAGCGUCCGGCUUCUUAUAGGCUUUCUUGUUGCACGAUGGUUUCGGGACCUGUAACAGUCCAGACUAAGCCGUAAGCCGUAAUAUUUUUUUUCACAAUUACGGUAUCACAGCAUCACAGUACCGUCUGAUACAUCAAGUGUACCGAAAGGUGUAGACUGGCGCUCAGAACCAAAGUCGUUUGGUGUCAUCGGGUAAAGAGGGGUGGGACGCGGAAGCAUCUUAGAUGACGCAUUUCGCGUCGCAAGUUUUGUUGUCCUAUUGAGAGGUCAAUGGGGUGUAGAACGUAUAACACUAGGGAGGUACAUUUUCUGAACAAAAACUUGGCAUCAACAUCCACGUUGCGCCAACAACUGCUCAAAGGAGUUUAUUACUCCUGUUGCUCAACCUGGUAUGGUGGGCUCGUGGGAGGUAGACUAUCAGGCAGGCAGGGUAAUUUAUUUUGUUUUGGCGUAUUUGCGUUAAACGUAGUUGCGUUAAACUCAUGGUUCCAUGUUGCGUUGCUUUUUUUUUCUUGCGGAACAUACCACUGGUGUUAACUCGUCCAGCGGUAGAUGAACAGGUGGUGUUUCGAAAACGCUUGGGAGUGCUGCUACUGCUGUCAACCAGAGCUUGUUCAACGCGUUUAAUCCCCCAGGAAGAGUAUACGAACC
This is a messenger RNA of Ectocarpus siliculosus, 1094 nucleotides long. The record is from the annotation of a GenBank genome assembly. Lineage: Eukaryota; Phaeophyceae; Ectocarpales; Ectocarpaceae.